AUGGCGGAUCUGGAGCGGAUCAUGACGAAGAAAAUUAAUGAUGCAAUAUCUAAAAGAAAAGACAAGCAUAGGCAGAUGGUCUUAGAAGAGGACCCGUUCGCUCCCGAAAUCAUGGUGGUCCCUUUAUCUAAAGGCUUUAAGCAGCCUAUGAUAGAGGCUUACGAUGGGGUCACAGAUCUACUUGACCAUCUGCGGACCUUCGUUGAUCUGAUGAGACUCUAUGCAGCACCCGAUGUGGUGAUGUGCCGGUCUUUCCCCCCGACUCUCAGGAGGGAAGCCAAAGACUGGGUGGCAAUACUUGUCCCUCGGUCUAUCCGAACAUUUGAUGAACUUUCCAGGAGCUUUGUAGCCUAUUUCCUAAGUAGCAAGAGAAAGAAGAGGACAACCAUUGGACUGAUAUUUAACCAUGCGACCCUUGGAAUAGAGGAUCUUCAGAUGUCGGCAGUGGUGACUACAUUGAUGAAUAGAACUCAGAAUCGGACUUUUAAGAUGUCACUUUCCAAGAACCCCUCAGAAUCAAUGCACGACCUAUUGAAAAAGGGAGACAAGUAUGUUGAUGCCGAGGAGGUGGAGAAGGUCACAAAGAACCUCAGAGAUGGAUGGGAAGUGGAAAGUCACAAGCGCAAGGCGAGGGACGAGCUAAGAUCUACCAACAAAAAUAGGCUAAGGAGUGAGCAAAUGGUUAAAGGGGCAGCCAAAGAUCGGCCAGCCAGGCACAAACGAGAAGAGUCCAGGGCGUUCACCCCUUUAAACAUUCCACACGCCAAACUAUUGAUGGAGAUACGAGACAUAAAAGAGCUAGAACGGUCGAGACCCAUUAACACCAGCCGGCAAAAGAAACCAGGGCAGAUAUUGUCAUUUCCACAAGGAUCACGGGCAUGA
This is a messenger RNA of Olea europaea var. sylvestris, 882 nucleotides long. RefSeq lists its product as uncharacterized. The record is from RefSeq and is a predicted model, not a curated record. Lineage: Eukaryota; Viridiplantae; Streptophyta; Magnoliopsida; Lamiales; Oleaceae. The transcript is spliced from 2 exons. The coding region runs from base 1 to 882 and encodes 293 amino acids.